Molecule: messenger RNA, 2770 nt
Organism: Ciona intestinalis (vase tunicate)
Lineage: Eukaryota; Metazoa; Chordata; Ascidiacea; Phlebobranchia; Cionidae
Gene: hnf4
Product: nuclear receptor
Biological process (GO): regulation of DNA-templated transcription
Cellular component (GO): nucleus
Molecular function (GO): RNA polymerase II cis-regulatory region sequence-specific DNA binding; nuclear steroid receptor activity; zinc ion binding
Source: RefSeq, a predicted model, not a curated record
GUUUCAAUUCACAUAGUUUAUCUGCUAAGUACCAUUGCGACACGGUGUAUUAUUGUUCUGAUUUAUACUUAAUGUGGAUUCUAUUGUCCAAUUGGAAGUGUUGAUAUCUGAAGCUUACCAGUGGACGCGGUCCAUCACUGUAUGUGCGUGUGUGUGUGUAAAGUCGUUCAUUGAAGCCAAGACCCCAUACAUACCAAAGCUGUAAAAUGAUGGACGCCGACAUGCACUCUAAUUAUGGUUUAGACGCUGUCAACCCCGAUCAGCUUUAUCAAGAUAUGAUACCAAGUCUUCAAGAUUAAACGAACAUCGAGUCUGUGGGUUCCAGAAUUUACCGUAAAAAACAACAGCAAGCCUCCGGCAUUGAAUACUGCGCCGUAAUCUUGAAAAUCUCGGUCACGAUUCUCCAACCUCUUUGCAUGGAAAUGGGCCUGACAUCGGCGCCUUCACCUACGGAAUGCCACACCCCAUGAGCCCCGCUCACCCAAUGAACCCCAGUCCAACAGCAGACGUUCCAAUACAUCCAAUCUCCCCGGAGUCAGUUGGUAUGCCCGGGGGUUUGAUCAAUGGGCAUGGGAGUGACCAUGAGUCUAAUACUUCGAUGGUGGGAGAAGGAGAUGGCGUGAGGACAUUUUGUGCAAUCUGCGGCGACCGGGCAACAGGCAAGCAUUACGGUGCGAGCAGCUGUGAUGGCUGUAAAGGAUUUUUUCGCCGAAGUGUGAGAAAGAAUCACCAGUACCAGUGUCGAUUCAGUCGAAAUUGCACUGUGGACAAAGACAAGCGAAACCAAUGUCGUUAUUGCCGACUAAGAAAAUGUUUUCGAGCUGGAAUGAAAAGAGAAGCCGUUCAAAACGAACGCGACAGAAUAAGCACAAAGAAAUCAACCAUUGACGAUUCUGCUUCGUUGUCGGUUACAACACUGUUAAAUGCGGAUACCAUGUCGAAACAGCCCUCUGCAGGUUCAGCGGGUGAUGUCACUGAUACUGUAUCCAUUGAGAAUAAGAAGAUAGCAUCAGUAAACGACGUUUGUGAUUCCAUAAGGCAGCAACUCCUAGUGUUGGUGGAAUGGGCAAAAUAUAUCCCAGCCUUUUCAGAACUUCCUUUAGAUGACCAGGUGGCAUUGUUGCGUGCACACGCAGGUGAGAACUUGUUGAUGGGCGCAGCCAAGCGAUCAUUGCCAUAUAAAGAUGUACUUCUUCUUGGUAAUGACUUCAUUAUUCCAAGCAAAUUUUCCAGGCAUUGCCCUGAGGUUGAAAUCACAAGAGUUGCGGUUCGUGUCCUGGAUGAGUUGGUACGACCUCUCGCGGAUCUCUCCUUGGAUGCAAAUGAGUUUGCUUGUCUUAAAGCAAUUGUCUUUUUUGAUCCAGAUGCUCGUGGCUUGAACAACCCGACAAAAAUCAAGCAAAUGAGAUCCCAGGUUAUGUGUAACCUUGAAGAUUAUAUCAAUGACAGACAAUAUGAUUCUCGUGGCAGAUUUGGUGAAAUACUUCUUCUACUGCCAACCUUACAAAGCAUAACUUGGCAGAUGAUCGAACAAAUCCAGUUCGUUCGAAUUUUCGGCGUUGCAAGGGUGGACAACCUUCUACAAGAGAUGUUGCUUGGAAGUGCAAAUGAAGCUCAAGCAAGCAUGAUUCCUGCAUCAGCUGCACAAUGCGGUGCAAUGGGACCUGGGAGCCCAACUCAUAUCUCCUUGGCUAACGGCAUGGUCCCAUGCUCACCUGGCCUUAUGACAAUGGGUGAGAAGCCACCGAACAUGUCACCUACCACUCCUAUCUCACCUUCCAUGCCACAAAACAUGGGACAACCCAUUGGUAUGGAGAUUGACAGCCACGUGCUUCUGCAACCAAAGUCUGAGAUUUUAUGAGCUAUGCAAAUAUGCAGAUGUGCAAAUGACACCAACAACUCCAAUGCGGCGUUAUGCAUUCGCACAGUGUUACUGACUUUAAAGCGUCUCUGUUAAUUUUGCUCUAGCUGUAUCCACAACCGCUAUCACGCAAUUAUUCUUUUUAAAGUUGAAAAACUACAGCUGCACAAGGUUGAACUGGCUCGUUGAUUGAAUAAUUUCUUUCAUUAUUUUGUACAUGUAUCACUACCUUCUUUAUUCUCAACUCUUUAGCUACUGUCUGACAAUUACUAAGUAGCUACUCUAUUGGCUGAUACUCCCAAGAAUAUGUGGAGUUAAUGCAACAAAGUCUCAUUCACCGCUAUGCACUAAUGUUGAUGGGAUAGCGAUACGACUACAAAGAAGUCCUUGUCCUUUUCAAAGUUUCUUUUGUGUUAAGUUGUUUUUAUAAGUUAAAUCAUGUAUCGUGCCUGAGAGUCACUUUUAUCUUUUCGUCUUAUAAGAAUAAUUGAAAUGUUGCCAAUGUUUGCUUGUACACCCUAUCCACUUCUGAGCUUGCCAAACCCCUCCCAGCUCCGUUGUUACCACGAGGUUUGUGGUUUAAUGAGGUAAGCUAACUUUUACCCUGUUGAUUUGACCAAGCAAUAUACUCGCACUAAAAAAACUGUUGUUUGUGACAAUAUUAUGGUGCUACUGUUCUUCUUGUAAUGUCAAAGUUAAUAAGGAUUUUAAAUUCAAUAAGAUAGUACACCUGGAAUGAAACUUUGCUUCAUACGUAAAGCGAUAGUUUUGUGUUUUACACAGAAGCCCGGAUUUCAUAUUGAGUGUUGAAUCUCUAUUGUGUAAUUACAUAAGUCUUCUUUUAACAUGUAUUCAACUUGUGUUCAUUCCACUUCAUUUCCGCAAAAUUGAAAUCCUGCAACUAUUUCA